AUGAGUUUGGAUCGUGUUAUUCAGGAUUCGGAUGAGGAUGAACCCUUCGAGGGGGAUGCUCCCUCCGUGUCUAUGGACCCCCUCCAUCCCUCUGAACCCAUAUUGCAGCAACAACAUCAUGAAGUCCCCGCCAAACAAUUGACCCACUAUACAAUGCAUGAACAUGGUCAUGCUACCGAAGAAAGCAUGUUUCCACAGCUAAAUGUCAACUUUGAUGAAUUCCUCCAAUCACAAGAAAGAGGCCAUGCGAUGAUAUCAUCAUCGCAGCAACGGCUUGAGGAUAAAUGGAUUCCCUCAGCCAGCGAAGGCGGGAGUGGAUCGGUCGGUGCUAUGAUGGCGGAGAUCGGAAUUGCGCAGAGGAGACUUUUAGACGAAGACCCGUCGAGUGCUGGUGUCCAAUUCCCUAAUACAGCCGCCAUGUACUCGAUGGACUCUAUCGAGUCUGCACCAUUUCCCACCAUGCCAAGCUCUCAUGAACAUCAGAUGGAUCAAGCAGAGAGCGAUAACCUCGCAUAUGCCAGAGCACACGAUGGCGUUUACGUUGACGCGAAUCAGCCCUUGUUGUCCACCAGACAGGAUAUCUAUGACUUGACUCCCCCUGAAACCACUACUAACUCAAUGGCUUCGCCUCCUAAAAUCAUCCCUCAACAAUUCGUCGAACCCUUGAUGCAUCAGGAGAACGCACAGCUAAACCCAUUUCCGAAAGCUCUACAGUACGACUUUCAUCAAAUUGGUCCCCAUUCUUCCCAUGACACCGAACCUUUCUCCUCCGUUGCGUCAAUGGCAUUCAACGGAGCAAGGCCUGAGCUAGCAGAAACCAACAUCAUUCCACAAAAUUCCCAAGCAAGUACACACGACGAGCUAGCUCUACCAGCUGCCAUACCAACUGUGGAUGUCUCCGUUGCAAAAAAGAAGCGAGGAAGGCCCAAGAAACAGUCUUUCCCACAAGAUGACGAAGACGACGAGCUAGCCAACUCUCGAGACCACGAGUUCAAACAUUCUGGUGCAAAUGGUGCGAUUGAUCCAUCCGAUAACGAAGAGACCACCGAGAAUAACACCCCGGCCUCGAGUGGAGUCUCCGCUGAGACUAACGAACAAAACUUAGACUCAACCCCCAAACCUGUUAAACCAAACGCCAAGGAAUCGAAAAAGAAGAAACCCAAAAAGGCCAAGGCAACGCCUAUUCCCGAUCCAGACAAUGACGAUGUAAUAUGGGUAGACACCAGACCCCUCGACGUGCAAACUCCAACAGAGAAUGCCACCCCUCAGACAGAAACCCCCGAAACCACAGCAACCGAUACCAGCCCCACGACCUUGACCUCAAACCCCUCCGAUGAUCCUAAGCCACCAACACCAGCACCCGUGAUCGAAGAGAACACACAGGCCGAAAACGAAAAACCCCCACCCAAAAAACGCGGACGCAAGCGAAAGCAACCACCAGAGCAAGUACAAACACCAACCGAAGACACAGACACACCAGAACCCAACAACCCAGUGGAAGCCAAAACCCCUGCACCGAAGUUAGCCGUGAUUGUCGAUAACAGCCCGAAGUCCAUACCAGACGCCAACCAGAGCGUUGAAAACGACCCAUCUGCUAUCCAAAACCCGGAGCAGAAUGGGAAUGGGAAUUCUGCUCCGGAUAUCAAUGUUCCUGCAACUACAUCUGAUGAACCUCCACCUCAGACCCCCUCAAAGCCUGAUGCGGCGUCUGUCAUUACACCCCGGAAUACAGGCAAGGGACCGGAUAAGCAUAGUCCCAUCUCGGCGCGGAGUGCAGUGCCCUACCGCGUGGGACUGAGUAAGAGGGCGAGGAUUGCGCCGCUGCUCAAGAUUGUGCGGAAAUAG
This is a messenger RNA of Penicillium paradoxum, 1845 nucleotides long. RefSeq lists its product as uncharacterized. The transcript has 2 exons. The coding region runs from base 1 to 1845 and encodes 614 amino acids. The record is from RefSeq and is a predicted model, not a curated record. Lineage: Eukaryota; Fungi; Ascomycota; Eurotiomycetes; Eurotiales; Aspergillaceae.